CCGGCAUGUUCCUUUGCUGCCGUCCGUGGCUGCGUCACGAUGAGACUGAGGUCACAUUUGUUGGCCCACUUGUGUAAGCAGUAACUAAAACUCGAAUCCCCCCCACACGUUUCCAACUACCCUGCGCACGAUCAAAAACCUUCUGAUCAAUCCGCAUGACGACCACCUAGGCAUACCACCAGUGCCGAACGUCCAACUGCGAGCUUGGACGAACUAGUAUUAUUUGGGCCUUCGACUAUUAUACCCGAAACCUUGGAACAGGCCUUGGGAUGGUCCAUCAGCCAACCCACUGGGCCGAGCGCAAGGCAGCCCGCACGGCAUGGACGACCAUGCCGGGGCUGUACAGGGGCCACUGGGAGUUCGAGCUGUUCCCCUAUGGACCCAAGCCGGGCGAUUUUGACAGGUACGGCCAGUACCUUUGGUUCUACGGCGGGUGGUACAUCAUCUGGCUCAGCACCGUCGCGGCCGCUGUGCUCGUUGUCCUCGACCUGGUCCUCUACGCCCACCCGGAUCCGGCGCGGGAGGAGCCUGACUUCAGGUGCUUGGUGCUGAGUGUGGUACCGGCUGCCGUCGUUCUCGUGUGGAUGUCUGUAGAUGGCUCUCUGAGAAAAAGGACGUGGCCAAAGGGGAGGCUCGGUGUUGAAGGUGUGGUAGUCACCGGCACGGUCGUUUGUCUCGGCCUGCUUGGAGCACUGGCUGCGGUUAAAAGCAGUCAAGGUGAUUCCUUUGCCGACUGGUACGCUGGAUUGUCUGGGGUUUUGGGCGCCUUGUUACUCUUGCGGCUCCUGCGACUUUGCGAGCUUGGUUACGCACUUCGUCAUCCCGAAUAAUUCCAUUGUCCGUUGCAGAAUUGAAUACCUGAAGCCAGAUCUCUUCCCUCCCCUUGACCAUCAUCCGUGACCAUCCUCCUUGCAUAUCCUUCAUGAUCAUCCCCUGUGACCACCCUCCUCGAACACCCUCCUUUCCACCUAUCCGCGUGGGAGUCAACCACGACGCCCCGAUUCUUCCCUGCGCCGUCACCAACUUUUGUGGUCCCCUUCCAAGAGACAAGUAUGUUGAAUACUAGACGGUAUGUUGAAUACCAGAGGGUGGGUUGAAGAUUUGGGUGGAUAUCGGAAUAUCCGAGAGGACCCGAGAGCAUGUUGAACAUCUCAGGGUACUCAAGAGUAUGGAUCACGCCCGCUCAGGGCAGCCGAAUCAGCAUGAUUACUCAAUUGAUAGCAGGUGUUCAGCUGGUCGGGGCUCGCGAGCUCGUAGUCUUGCAACUACCGAGCUCGAGGCCGACCGAUAGAACUCAAUCUGCUAUGCACUCGAGCCGCCCGCCCGGGCAGGCGGGGGCGAGUGACUGACAACAGUGGGUGUGGGCAUUUGCCGUGCCUCCGGGAAACUCGACAUUCGAGGUCCGGUGGGCACCCCUCGGGCAAGACCGCUUCAGCAGCGGUAAGCACCUAGGCACGAUAUACAGUGGUCUCAGCUAGAUCGUCCCCCGCCGGUCAAGGCGGGGGCCGAAAUAGAGAGAAGUUUCAUACAGUGAUUUGCUGUUCGGGGGCCAGGCCGUCGCUGGCGACGCCCCCUGCCGGCGGGCAUGUCCCCCCCGGGUUUUACACCGAGGAGGAGAUCCAGUUUCGCAUGAUGGAGUUGGAUGGAGCCCAUCGAUGCUGGAUCUUCUUCAUUUCAAGUCGUCGUUGUUUCUUGGCUUCUUCGUCCUGUUCGCGCUUGACCUUCACCUCCUUGACUACAAUCACGUCGUCGACCUGUACCACGUCAGCAUGGGUCACAUGGUCAGCAUGGGUCACCUCCUCGGCUUUGAUCACCUGGGCCCUGGUCACUCUGGCUUCGAUCACGUCCUCAACUUUGGCCUUCGCGGCUUUGAGCGCCUGGGCUCUGGUUACUCUGCCUUCGGUCACCUCAACUUUGGCCUUCUUCUCGGAUUUGAUCGCCUGGGCUCUGGGCACUUUGGCUUCGAUCACUCCUCGACCUUGGCCUUCUUCUCUUGAUGGCGUCCAUGCUUGAUGUCAUCGUCAUCCUCGGACAUAGCCCUCUUCUUGAUCACGACGCCACCACCUUGGGGUGCGACGAAAGGUGGUGUGCUCGCGGAUUGGGCAUUGGGAACGGGGUGGGGGUGUUGUUGUUGUGCAGGGCAUUGCUGUUGUGGAGGGGCGACUGGCGGCCGCGCCGAGUACACGUGAGGCGCGUAUGCGUGGUUGGCCCAGCCAUCUCGGAGCGCUGAUUCAUUCUGCACACUUCGCGAUGAGAAGUUCUGCAGAAAGCACCUCAGAAUGGGAUCCUUCUUAGCCUCCUUGACCGGAAUAGUCUUGUCCUGGUAAGGAUCGAGCGUGUAGGCCUUGAAGGCUGCGAAAUUGGACCAUGGUAGGCGAGUUGUAUCUCUACCCAGACGGCAAGCGUCGAGCAGGUCAACGAUGUUGACAAGGGUCGACUUCAGGAUGCCCUCACAUUCAGCCUUGGUUUUGCCGGGGUUCUUGCCGACAGCUCGGCACAUGGACUGGAAGCCGAGGAGCUCUAGGGCUGCCUCCUGGCGUUGUGGGUCAAACUCAGAGACGCUCUCCAAGGCUGCAUGCUCGUGUUGCUCCUUUUUGAUGGUGGAGGCUCCCUGGCCCUCCUCUUCCUUGACCACAGGCAACUGGACAGACUGAGAGGCGAAGAAGUGUGUUUCUAUCUCAUUCCGAAGGGCGGAGGCGCGCUGCUUGUGGUACUGCCAGGUGCCACGUUCCCAGCCCUGGGACCGCGAAAGGCGGGCCCACUCGUCGCUAAAAGAGGCCUUUUGGUCGGGCACGAAGUCUUCAGAUUUGAACAGGGAGAAGUGGCCGCCCCCGCCGUAGACGGCACAGAACUCUUGGGCGGCGGCGAGGGUGGGGAAUUUCUUGUAUCUGGCGUCGGAGAAGCCGUCCACCUGCUCGCGACAGUCGUCCCAAUUGUGGUAUAUGCCUGGCUGGCGGCCCCUUGCAACGGCGUAGAAGGGCCCCCUCGCACUGGAGGCCGAGGACGCUGAGCCGUGGUUGACAGGUUGGUCAAAGGUGGCUGGCGGGGGAGUGGGCGAGGCGGAAGACUCGGUCUUGAGAUUGUUCAGGUAUAUACCGCCCUGGGCGAGCCAUUCGAUGGCUUCCCGUUCGUGUGUGAAGCCUCGGAACCUGGCGCGUGAGUAACCCAUGACCUGUUUCGCGCAGGCCGGCCAGCUGUAGUACAGGCCAGGGCGCACGCCCGCGCGCACUGCGUAGCAGCUAUAGUUGUUUCCUUUGGCCAUUUUGUUGACUUGUGUGGGCCAGAGGUCGUGGCACAGGACCGUGACCAGCAAGUACGAAACGGGUGAGGUCUUAUGAGGUGUCGAG
Diaporthe batatas is the source of this 3347-nucleotide messenger RNA. RefSeq lists its product as uncharacterized. The record is from RefSeq and is a predicted model, not a curated record. The transcript is spliced from 4 exons. Lineage: Eukaryota; Fungi; Ascomycota; Sordariomycetes; Diaporthales; Diaporthaceae. The coding region runs from base 270 to 830 and encodes 186 amino acids.